CCCCAGGUUUCCCUAGAUGACAAAUUCCUUUUCCUGCCUGAAGAUCGUUUGUGGAAACAUUGGCCAUGGCAUCGAUAUCAGAGCCUGUUACCUUCAGAGAGUUCUGCCCUUUGUACUAUCUCCUCAAUGCCAUUCCCACAAAGAUCCAGAAGGGUUUCCGCUCUGUUGUGGUCUACCUCACAGCCCUCGAUACCAACGGCGACUACAUUGCGGUGGGCAGCAGCAUUGGAAUGCUCUAUCUGUACUGCCGGCACUUCAACCACAUGAAAAAGUACAACUUUGAGGGGAAGACGGAAUCUAUCACUGUGGUGAAGCUCCUGAGUUGCUUCGAUGACCUGGUGGCAGCAGGCACAGCCUCUGGGAGGGUUGCAGUUUUUCAACUUGUGUCUUCAUUGCCUGGGAGAAAUAAACAGCUUCGGAGAUUUGAUGUUACUGGUAUUCACAAAAACAGCAUUACAGCUCUGGCUUGGAGCCCCAAUGGAAUGAAAUUGUUCUCUGGAGAUGACAAAGGGAAAAUUGUCUAUUCUUCUCUGGAUCUAGACCAGGGGGUCUGUAACUCCCACUUGGUGUUAGAAGAGCCGUCUUCAAUUGUGCAGCUGGAUUAUAGCCAGAAAGUGCUGCUCGUCUCUACAUUGCAAAGAAGUCUGCUUUUUUACACUGAAGAAAAGUCUGUCAAGCAAAUUGGGACACAACCAAGAAAAAGUACUGGGAAAUUUGGUGCUUGUUUUAUACCAGGACUCUGUAAGCAAAGCGAUCUAACCUUGUACGCAUCACGGCCUGGGCUCCGGCUGUGGAAGGCUGACGUCCAUGGGACCGUUCAAGCCACGUUUAUCUUAAAAGACGUUUUUGCUGGAGGAAUCAAGCCUUUUGAACUGUACCCACGUCUGGAACCCUCCGACAGGGGAAAUUACAGCUUACCUGAGAAACACCUGGGGCUGGUUUCCUGCUUCUUUCAAGAAGGCUGGGUGUUGAGUUGGAAUGAAUACAGUAUCUAUCUUCUGGACACCGUCAACCAGGCCACAAUUGCUGGUUUGGAAGGAUCUGGUGAUAUCGUAUCUGUUUCCUGCACAGAAAAUGAAAUAUUUUUCUUAAAGGGAGAUAGGAACAUUAUAAGAAUUUCCAGCCAGCCUGAAGGACUAGCAUCAACAGUGAGAGAUGGUCUGGAGAUGUCAGGAUGUUCAGAGCGGGUCCACGUGCAGCACAUGGAGAAGCCGCCGGGGGCCACAGUUUCUGAGACGAGGCUCAGAGGCUGUUCCGUGGCCAGCUCUGUGGCCAGCGAGCCAAGGAGCAGGAGCAGUUCACUCAACUCCACCGACAGUGGCUCUGGGCUGCUGCCACCCGGCCUCCAGCCAGUCCCUGAGUCAGGCAAGGGCAGCCAGUCCUCCUCGCAGAGAUUCAGUGUCAUCAGCUCGGAAGACUUUGACCAGGAGCUUGUUGUAAAACCUAUCAAAGUGAAGAAGAAGAAGAAGAAGACAACGACAACAGAAGGCAGAAGCAGGAAUGCCUGUCACAAUUCCCUGGAAUCCACUCCCUGCUCCGAGUUGCCUGGUGACAGCCCCCAGUCCUUGAACACAGAGCUGCUGUCCGUGACCUCAAGUGUUCUGGGCAGUAGUGUAGACCAGCUGAGCACAAAGUCUCCAGACCAGGAAGGCAGCCUCAGUGGUGAGGUGAAUGGUGUCUUGAAGGAAAAUUAUGACCCUGAAACAUUUAGUGUCCUGGAGGUGCCUGAAUCUUCCUCUGACUUACUGGAUGAAGAGAAUGACAUUAGCACUAAAGUUCCACAGUGUAACCACGCGUGUGAGAUGGAGCCACUCAGCCGAGUAUUGAACUUACCCUUGCUCCUAGGGGAAGAUGUGGAAGGUGGUGAUGUCACAGGACUCGAAGAGGAGCCUUGGCUGAUGGAUGACGGUCCGAAUAGCAAACAGUUACCCUUCCAAGAACAGGACAGCUGUGCUGAGGCACAUGAGGUGGAGGACAUGGACCCCAAUGACCCCCAAAGCACUUUUUCUGAAGCCCCCCUCCUGGACCCACUCAUGGUGCCGUCCAGCCUCAGCUGGGCCCCAAGAGCUGAGCCGUGGCUGCCUGGGACCAGAGCUGACACAGGCAGUGCCAGGGAAGCCAGCAAAGAGCAAGAUGCCCUAACUGACGUGGGGGCCCCUGGCCACUUCAGCUUAAAUCCCUGGCAUACUGUGGCUAACACAGGUCAGAAAGAAAUGUCUGCUUCUGAAUGUGACUUGGGGAGUUGGGGAGAACAGUUGACUCUAGUCUCUGCCUUGGAGGCCAGCACCCACAAGCCAUGGCUUGAACAGCCUUCACGGGAUCAAGCACUGACUUCCAGCGAUGAGGAGGACAUCUAUGCCCAUGGGCUCCCUUCUUCAUCCUCAGAGACAAGUGUGACAGAGCUCGGAGCUAGUCGCUCCCUGCAGGAUCUGAGCCAGCCAGGUGCAGAUGACACGGGGCUGCUCAAGUUGGAUCAGUUUGCAGAAAGCUGGAUGGGCUACUCUGGCCCCGGCUAUGGCAUACUCAGCUUGGUGGUCUCCGAGAAGCAUAUUUGGUGCCUGGACUACAAAGGAGGCCUGUUCUGCAGUGCGUUGCCGGGUGCCGGGCUGCGCUGGCAGAAGUUUGAAGAUGCUGUCCAGCAGGUGGCGGUCUCCCCCUCAGGAGCCCUUCUCUGGAAGAUUGAACAGAAAUCUAAUCGAGCUUUUGCUUGUGGAAAAGUUACCAUCAAGGGCAAGCGGCACUGGUACGAAGCCCUUCCCCAGGCGGUGUUUGUGGCCCUGAGUGACGACACGGCCUGGAUCAUCAGGACAAAUGGAGACCUGUACCUGCAGACAGGUCUCAGCGUGGAUCGCCCGUGUGCCCGAGCUGUGAAGGUCGACUGCCCAUACCCACUGUCCCAGAUCACAGCUCGAAACAGCGUGGUAUGGGCACUGACGGAACAGAGGGCCCUCCUGUACCGGGAGGGUGUGAGCAGCUUCUGUCCAGAAGGGGAGCAGUGGAAGUGUGACAUCGUCAGUGAAAGGCAAGCUUUAGAACCUGUUUGCAUAACUCUCGGGGAUCAGCAGACCCUCUGGGCACUGGACGUCCGUGGAAACUUGUGGUUCAGAACUGGCAUUGUUUCCAAGAAGCCCCAAGGAGAUGAUGACCAUUGGUGGCAAGUGAGCAUCACAGACUAUGUGGUGUUCGACCAGUGCAGCUUAUUCCAGACAAUAAUCCAUGCCACACACUCAGUGGCCACAGCAGCCCAAGCACCCGUAGAAAAGGUGGCGGAUAAACUUCGAAUGGCAUUUUGGUCUCAGCAGCUGCAGUGCCAGCCAAGCCUUCUCGGGGUCAAUAACAGUGGUGUCUGGAUCUCCUCAGGCAAGAAUGAAUUCCACGUGGCUAAAGGAAGUCUCAUAGGCACUUACUGGAAUAAUGUUGUUCCCCGUGGGACAGCUUCCGCAACAAAGUGGGCCUUCGUGUUGGCUUCCGCUGCCCCCACAAAGGAAGGAAGCUCCUUGUGGCUGUGCCAGAGCAGCAAGGACCUGUGCAGUGUCAGCGCCCAGAGUGCACAGUCCCGCCCCUCUACAGUGCAGCUGCCUCCUGACACUGAGAUGAGGGCCUAUGCCGCCUGCCAGGAUGCGCUGUGGGCCUUGGACAGCCUCGGCCAGGUGUUUAUCAGGACACUCUCCAAGAGCUGCCCAACGGGCAUGCACUGGACCAGGCUGGACCUUUCCCAACUAGGAGCUAUAAAACUGACAAGCUUGGCAUGUGGAAAUCAGCACAUCUGGGCCUGUGAUUCCAGGGGUGGAGUUUACUUCCGUGUUGGAACCCAACCUCUAAAUCCCAGUUUGAUGCUUCCAGCCUGGAUCAUGAUUGAGCCACCUGUCCAGCCUGCCGGGGUCACCUUAGUCAGCGUCCAUGCCAGCCCCAACGACCAGAUGCUGUGGGCGCUCGACAGCAGAUGGAACGUGCACGUCCGGGCUGGGAUCACCGAGGAGAUGCCCGUAGGGACGGACUGGGAGCAUGUGCCAGGUCUACAGGCCUGCCAGCUGGCACUGAGCACCAGGACCGUGUGGGCCCGCUGUCCAAAUGGUGAUGUUGCCCGACGAUAUGGCAUCACAGACAAAAACCCUGCUGGAGACUACUGGAAGAAAAUUCCUGGAAAUGUGUCAUGUGUCACAGUGACCUCGUCAGAUGAGCUCUGGGCAGUGGGCCCACCCGGCUACCUCCUCCAGCGGCUGACAAAGACGUUCAGCCACUUACACAGUGCCCAGAAGAGCAGCCAGGCCGCCACCCCCCACCCCGAGGACCUGGAGGACGAGUGGGAGGUCAUCUGAAGGAGCCUGGGGACAGAGUCGCUGAAGGGGAGGAGGCCAGGCUUCUGUAUGGACACAGUUGGUUUCCGAGUUGCUCGCUUGUGGACAUGCCUCACUGACCCUUGUCCAGGUGUGUCUGUCAAGGUUGGACACCCCCCACUUGCUUUCACCCAUGUUUGUUUCUGUCUUGUCCAGAACCCACAGCCUCAGCCGAGUGACUGGAGCUGUUGCUGUAGCAGCAGUGCCUUUGAGCUCUAGCGAGGCCAGCUCCAGAGGGGACAGUGGCCCUGCCGCAUUGCAUGUGCUACCGUCCCCAAGUGCUGAGGGCAUGCCCUUACCAGCAGCUGCGGGUCCACUGGUGGGAGAUGCUGCAAGGAGCCUCCGUGGGCAGGCUGAGUCAGAGCAGGAGCAGUGGCACACCCGUGAGCUCUGCGGGCGACCAGCACAAGCGCUGUUGCCAUGGUAGCAGCCCCCGCUCAGGCUCCCCACCACUGGACAUGCUCAGUGUCUCCAUCGCACUCCCUCCCCUGAGAUGCACAUUCCAGUGCACAUUCCAAGCUGGACACUCCACAUGGGACCCCAGGGCUGUGCAUGAGAAGUUGAGCGCUGGGCUGUGUCGCGAUGGGGAGCACAUGCGCACACACAUGCACACACACACGCACACACCAGGCCCCUGCCGCCCACACACAGGGCGGGCUGCUUACCUCCUGGAGGACACGCUUCAGCCAAAACAGUAAAGGCAAGUGGAUGCACAUGGAACAUGGCAGCAUGCACAUGUGUCCAAGGCAGGACGGCACAGGAGGGUGCUGGCCACGCAUGGGGCUUAGCCACGGUAGCUCACUUAGAAAUGUCGGGGGGAUAUGAACUAAUGCUGCUGGUGGACGUCACAAAACCAGAGGCAUCCUCAGAGGAUGAACCUCCUGAUUAUUGCCUUUUUUGUUUAUUGUAUUACAAAUCUUCAUAAGAUACCUCAUUUGAAGUCAAAUCUUACAAAUUUAGAAGAGAAAUGUAUUUUCUGAAAAUAGUGGAAGGCCUUUUGCUCCUUCCUGGGGUUUACCCUGAGCCUGUCUGUCCUCACCUGCAGCUUCGGAGGGCUGGGCGGGCCGCAGCAGGUGGAAGCCAGUGCCUGCUGUGGAUAGUCCUUGGGGUCAGCCAGUGCCACUCUCUAAUGGCAUCUGAGCUCCAGCACCAGGCCGCCCAGCCACGUGUCCUGCCCUGAGCCACUGCCCUCUCCGUCCUGGAGGCAGCUCCAAGGCCGGACUCCAGGCUAGCUGCUUUUUUUAGCCUGCCUCUGGCCCAGGCCUAGUUAUCCGAUGCCUGUUUUCUACUAAGCAAGUGUGUCAGGGCACCCCCAGGCCACAGGUGAAGAGAGAUAAACUAUGUUCUCUGACGGGACCCCGCCAGCCAUGAAGAUGGAGGUUUUCCAGGUCUGAAUGAGGACACGAUGCUGAAACCCCAGGUCUUACUUCACACUGCACUUUUAUGGAGUCCUUUUUGUAAAAGUUGGGUGACAGCAGAGGCAGCCCCAGGCAGGGCCGCUCUCCCUCCGUGUAUGUUGUGCCUUGCCCGGCCCCUCAGAAGGCAAAGCUCCCCUAACCCAUGGGGUUGUAGUGCGAUUAAACCCGAGUCUAGGUGAGACUUUUACACUACUUUUAGCUUCAGUGCUUUGUACCGUUUUCUUUCUGGUUUUAAUUUUUAGUUGUGCUUUGAGACAGUGCAAUAAACUAGACUUUUUCCAAACCUGGUUGAGUCUGAUGCUUGAGCUGUGAGCAGGUGCCCUCAGCAGAAGCUCCUGAGGGCUGGUGUUCCUGCCUGUGCGAGGAGGAUCUGCCAACCCAGACCCUCUGCAUCAGCAGACCUGAUCUCCUGACCUAGUUGGUGUUGAAAUAUGUACCAGUCUGCCUAGGUGGCUCUCGUGGGGGAAUGGCCACUCAAGAGCUGGACAUAUCCACGGUAGCCCCUGGGAAGGACACCCUGAGGUGAGGCAGAGCGCAGGAUGUCGCCUCAUGCAGCCGUGGGCAGGCUUUGGGAGUUCAAGUCCCUGGUUCUACGUCUCCAGUCAACAAGCAAAACCAUGUACCAGAAGUACCCUUUGGAAACUAACAUGCAAAAAAAGAUCACAUCCAGAUCAGCAGCAAGACGCACAACAUAGCACCCUGAACAAGGAAUAUCAGACUCAUGCCAAGAAAUGGCGCAGCUUUACAGAAGACAUAAAAGAAAACUUGAAUAAGGGAAGGUAUGUCUCACAUUCCUGGACGGAAGACUAAAUACAUGGUGCAAAGACGUCAGUCUUUUCUAAAGGAAAUUACAGGUUUUAACUCAAUUUCACUCAAAAUUACCACUUAGGAUUUUUUUGUUGGGGGGAGGCAAGGAGGAAUUCACAAAACUUUAGAGCCCAUAGACACCCGUUGGCUGCGCCAGACAUGCUCCGUGGGCCUCACAGCUACUCAUCCUCCUUCCUCAAGCCCUGCAAGGUGGAUACUGUGAACCCCAUGAGACUCAGAAAGGUUAAGUAACUUGCUCACGGUCACACAGGGAGCACUGGGAUUUGGACCUAGCUCUGUGGAACUCUAGACGUAUGCUGUUUGAUGCCACCUUACUGUCCUGUUGGUCCUGGGAAGAAACAGGUGAGACUUGCCAAGAAUGAUGAUAGGUGGGAGCCCCAGCUGGGACCAGCACACCAAGUAUGGCAUGGGCCCAGUGACACCAAGCAGCCCAGCACGGUCUGCAGGGAGUUAACACAGUGAAGGAGAUAGUGCAGAUGUGGGUGCGGAGGGCGAUUUCACAGUUGUGUGGGCAAAAUAAUAUUAAAUGGAUUAAAGAACCUUAAAACGGGAGAAAAACAGGAUUUGAUUUCUGGAUGGCAAGGACUUCUUGAACUCAAAGGUGACAGGGAAAGCCACAGAGGAAAAUAAGUAUGUACCUGUCAUUUCUUCAAAAUAUAAAAAUUCUAUAAAUUAAAAAACCCACAUAAAAUCAAAGAAAAAUAAUUGCAACAAAUAUGACAUUGAUGUUGAAUAUUUACCUUAAAAACUUGUCCAAACCAGUAGGAGGAACACUGAAGACUCAAGUGUGGACAGAGAUGAAAGGGCAUUUCACAAGAGCAGGACUGCCGAUUGUGAACACCCCCGCCCUCCUGGGAAAGUCCUUGCAGCCAGCCCAUGGGUGGCCUGAAAAGCUCACACCCUGCAACUCCACUUGUGGAAAUCUGUCCUCAGUAGCAAAUCCUAAAUCGGGGAAAAGAUAAGCCCAGCCUUAUUUAUAAUUGGGAAACUCUGAAAACUACCUGGGGCCUGGGCACACUGACGAUAUCUUGAGCAGUCCUGUGAUGGGAGAGCACGCGGCUGGUAAAGAGCAAGCGUGUGCAGGGAAGCGUGCCGUGGCGGCACCACACGCGAUCUUGUGUCAACGUGGAAUUUCUUGGGCGUGGCAUGAUAAGGUGGUUUUGUAGGAAAUAUACAGAGAAGGAGCAAGAGAGGGGGAGAGAGAGAAUGCAGGUGUUGGAGGCUGUUCAGCGUACUCUUCUAACUUUGGGUAGGUUUAAAUUUUUUCAUAGUUCCAGGGGGGCACAGCCAGGGCAGAAAGAAACAAGUUCUCCACUUCUGACAGGAAGCUAGUCACAAUGGUUGCCUGUAACUACACACCUCUUUCUGUCUUUUGAAUUUUGAGCUAAGUAAAUGUAUUAAUUAUUCCAAAAAUAAAUAAAAUUUACAUUUUAAA
Galeopterus variegatus (Sunda flying lemur) is the source of this 8018-nucleotide messenger RNA. RefSeq names its product tectonin beta-propeller repeat containing 2 (gene TECPR2). The record is from RefSeq and is a predicted model, not a curated record. Bases 66 to 4319 code for a protein of 1417 amino acids. Gene Ontology annotation, molecular function: protein binding. The transcript is spliced from 21 exons. NCBI's taxonomy places the organism in Eukaryota, Metazoa, Chordata, Mammalia, Dermoptera, Cynocephalidae.